Messenger RNA from Batrachochytrium dendrobatidis JAM81, 1787 nucleotides. RefSeq lists its product as uncharacterized. Bases 386 to 1759 code for a protein of 457 amino acids. Gene Ontology annotation, molecular function: transmembrane transporter activity. Lineage: Eukaryota; Fungi; Chytridiomycota; Chytridiomycetes; Rhizophydiales. The record is from RefSeq and is a predicted model, not a curated record. The transcript has 6 exons. Gene Ontology annotation, biological process: transmembrane transport. Gene Ontology annotation, cellular component: membrane.
ACAAUGUCCGCUAGUCUCAUAGUUCUUGCGGAUAUUUACAGCGGACUUAUUCUAAUGUUCAUUUGGAGAUAACUUGAAUCACACCAAUAAACUUUGAAGAUUUAGCCGACUUGAACAACCAUGCCAAGUCAGAGUUUCAACCAAAACUAUUUCUAAAUGUCGAUUGAAAGUGCCAUAGCGACUGAUUUUGACCGCUCUGGUGCAACUUUAUAGACUACCGACUUCAACUUUACUAGACUAUUAGCUGCUAGACGAUUUAGCAAUUGUCUGCGGUAUAUUACAAGAUUGUUUAUCCGCUAUGGAUAAAUGCUUGAAAAAUAGUCUAUAAAAACCUUCAAGUUUACCGGCCUGAAUCAAACCCGAACGGAUUACUCUGCAUACCCAUAUGUCUGAUCUAGGAGAAUUAACGCAGAAUAUGAAUUCAAGUACUCAGUGUAGCCCUAAAACACAACUAUCGAAAGAUUUGGUGCAAUCAGAGACGGUGGAAGUAGAUUCAUCGCUCGAGGCAUUAAAUGUGCAAUCCGAAAACAUCCCAAAAACCGAUACUGGCUACGCAUGGGUAAUUAUGUGUGCAAGUUUUAUGGUCAAUGCAGUUGCGAUUGGUUUACCGUCGUCAUUUGGAAUUUUCCAGCAGGCGUACAGAAAUAUUCCUGAAUUGGCCGGAGAAUCCACACUUUCAAUUGCCUUUAUUGGAUCAAUUAGUAUCGCUGGAAUGCCCCUGUUCUCAAUAAUGUCUGGCCGUCUGGUAGACAAAUAUGGUCCACGUAUUGUUUGCAUUUGCGGAGCAUUCAUUACUCUUGCUUCUUUGAUUCUGGCAUCGUUCUCGACACAACUCUGGCAUUUUUUGGUCACCCAGGGAUUUUUGUUUGGACUCGGAUCUUCGACUGCAUAUCUGCCUAGUUUGGCAGUUCUAUCAGACUGGUGGGUCAAGCAUCGCGGACUCGCAACGGGAAUGGCAGUUGCUGGUGCUGGAAUUGGCGGCCUUGCGUGGGGCCCUGUUUUGAGAGCACUUAUCACUCAUAUUGGAUGGCGCUGGACACUCCGGAUAGCUGGUAUUGCAAGCUUUGUCAUUGUUAUGGUUGGUGCUAUCCUGCUACGGAUUCGACUUCCACGCAAGGCGGCUGCAUCGAUUGACUUGUCGUAUUUUCGCGAGUCAAUUUUCUUGCGUCUAUAUGCCACAACUUUCAUUACUACUUUUGCCUAUUUUAUCCCAUUCUUUUUUAUACCUUCAUAUGCAAUCAAUCACGGUCUUUCUAGGGAGCAAGGCGCAUUACUAUUAGGACUGCUGAAUGGUGCAUCUGGUCUUGGCCGAAUUGCUCUUGGAUUUGUAGCUGAUUAUUUGGGAUGCACAAACGUCAUGACAUCUUGCCUUGGGCUAUCAGCCACGGUCAUUUUAUGUGUCUGGCCAUUUGCAACUACCUUUGAAUCUCUAUUGGCUUUAGUAAUUUUCUUUGGAUUUUUUGUUGGUGGAUAUAUUUCAUUGCUUUCUACAGUCACUGCCCAACUGUUUGGCUCACGAGGAAAUAUUGGCUCGAUAACGGGAAUGAUAUACAAUGGACUCUUUUUUGGUAGUUUGUUUGGUGCACCGAUUGGUGGUGCCAUGAUUGACCAUUUCACCGUUCAAGCAGCUGAUGGCACAAUAUCUCCCAACUUUCUACCGUCAAUUAUGUUUUCUGGAUCUUGUUUUGCAGCUGGUGCAAUGCUUGCCUUUUCAGUAAAAUAUAGUGCAGGUGGAGGGAAAAUAUUUAUCAAGAUUUAACCCAUGAAAUAAAAUUGCUACUGCAUUC